AUGGAAUCAGUGACUUUCGAGAGUUCUGAAGACAUCAGGGUUGUGCCUUCUUUUGACUUGCUUGGCCUUCGAGAAGACCUUUUAAGAGGAAUUUACAGUUAUGGCUUUGAAAAACCAUCAGCUGUUCAACAAAGAGCAAUUUUGCCAAUUAUUGAAGGAAGAGAUGUAAUUGUCCAAAGCCAGGCAGGGACUGGCAAAACCUGCGUUUUCUGUGUCGCAGCUUUGCAAAGCCUUGACUUGUCAGUCAGAGAGCCUCAAUGCUUGAUCCUGUCACCUACAAGAGAACUUGCAGAGCAAAGCCAAAGAGUGGCUAUGGCACUCGGAGACUAUAUGAGUGUUCAAGUUCAUGCUUGUAUCGGCGGAAAAUCCCUUGCAGAGGAUAUCAGAAGGCUUGACCAUGGUGUUCACAUCGUUUCUGGCACUCCUGGACGUGUUUUUGACAUGAUCCAGCGUCGAAAUCUUCGCACUCGAUCGAUCCGUCUACUAAUUCUUGACGAAGCUGACGAAAUGCUCACUCCCCCCCAUCCUUGAUCGAACGAUUGACUGUAAAAAUUCCUAAAAAUUGGGGAAAUUAACCCCCAUCCUUGAUCGAACGAUUUUCAUAUCAUGCAAAUUUUUAUAUAUAUAAAAAUAUAAUAGUUAUCAAAAGCUUGGGAAGAUGUGCAUAAUGAAGUUGUUUUCAGAGACUUUGAGACGACAGAAAGCUUCGGAGUCAACCAUCAGAAGUGAUUUAGUUAUCAACCUAGGCUUAAAAACUCAAUAAUCUAAUAAAAUAGAGAUUCUUUAAAAUUUUAAAAAAAAAAAAUUAAUUUUAAUGAGGAACAAAUUAAAAUUUAUACAAUUUAAAGGGGUAGCUAAUAAAUCAAAAUAUUAAAAAUUGGUAUUUUUAUGAAAUUAAUUUAAUUUUUUGCUGUAAAAAUAAUUAUGAAAUACUCUUAUUUCUCUUAUUUAAAAGUAAAAUAAAAUAUAUGUAUAUAAUAUUUUUUUUUCCAAAUAAUUGUUUUUAGCCCCCAUCCUUGAUCAAACGACGGCGAGUCGUUCGAUCAAGGAUGGGGGGGAGUGAGCAAAGGCUUUAAAGACCAAGUCUACGACAUCUACCGUUACCUCCCGUUUAACACCCAAUGUAUUGUUGUCUCCGCGACUCUCCCCAAAGAAAUCCUGAUCAUGACUGAAAACUUCAUGAAAAAUCCUGUCAAAAUUUUAGUAAAAAGAGACGAGCUUUCCUUAGAAGGAAUUAAACAGUUUUUUGUAGCUGUGGAAAAGGAAGAAUGGAAAUUUGACACCCUUUGUGAUUUAUAUGAUACACUAGUCAUUACACAAGCCGUCAUUUUUGUAAAUACAAGGAGAAAAGUAGAAUGGCUGACUGGGAAGAUGAGGGAGGCAAAUUUUACUGUGGCUAUGAUGCAUGGAGAAAUGCCACAGAAAGAAAGAGACGCAAUUAUGGAGGACUUUAGGAGCGGGACCAGCAGGGUUCUAAUUGCAACUGAUAUAUGGGGAAGAGGGCUAGAUGUCCAGCAGGUGUCACUUGUGAUUAAUUAUGAUAUUCCAACGAAUAGAGAGUUGUAUAUUCAUAGAAUUGGGAGAAGUGGGAGAUAUGGGAGAAAAGGAGUUGCGAUUAAUUUGGUAAGAAAUGAAGAUGUGAGACUUUUGAGAGAUAUUGAGCAGUAUUAUUCAACACAAAUUGAUGAGAUGCCGAAAGACAUUGCUGAGCUCAUUUAA
Molecule: messenger RNA, 1719 nt
Organism: Blepharisma stoltei
Lineage: Eukaryota; Ciliophora; Heterotrichea; Heterotrichida; Blepharismidae
Source: the annotation of a GenBank genome assembly